Endocarpon pusillum Z07020 is the source of this 1368-nucleotide messenger RNA. RefSeq lists its product as uncharacterized. The transcript has 6 exons. Lineage: Eukaryota; Fungi; Ascomycota; Eurotiomycetes; Verrucariales; Verrucariaceae. The coding region runs from base 1 to 1368 and encodes 455 amino acids. The record is from RefSeq and is a predicted model, not a curated record.
AUGUCAAUCAACGCGUCUACCGCGGCUCUCGUUGGGAGCUUACCAGUCUCGUUCCUUGAGCAGCUCUCGGGUAUACCUCCGCCACCAGGCCAGAUGUCGAAUUUUGUUGACCCGCCCAAUCUCAUUGCGACAACGGCCGUUGUUGUUGCUAUCAGCGUUUUUCUCAUGAUCAUAGCGGUUUCUUUGCGAGUCUAUUCGAAACAAACCUCGGGCAGGGCCUUUUCUUGGGAGGAUUAUACAUGUUUUCUAGCGGUGGUGGGCUGUUUUACCUAUUCUGGCGUCACAGUUUAUGGUACGAUACACAAUGGUUUCGGUGUCCAUGAAUGGAAUGUGCGGGUUAGUACACUGGUAUCAGAUAUCUUCCUUCAGAUGACUCUCUUCAACGCAGCAUCGUACCCCCUCAUAGUCUUGAUGGCGAAGUUGUCCAUCCUUAUUCUCUAUCUACGCCUCUUUGAAAGGAACAAGGGCACCAAAAUCCUCACGUGGAUUGGAAUACUAGCUUGCUCCAUCUUCUACACAUUCGGAAUGCUCUUUGCCUUGAUCAGCUGUAGUCCCUGGCCCGGGGAGACUCGCCUUGUUGGACUUGCAUCAGAAAGAUGUGUAAGGGUGAUCAUCUACGGCUACGUUACUACAGCCUUCAACGUUCUUUCGGACUUCUAUUUAGUCAUCAUCCCUAUACCCGCAAUCAUUAAACUGAACAUGACAACAGAGAAGAAGAUCAGAGUCUCUGCAAUAUUUAUGCUAGGUAUUCUAGCAUGUGCUUGCGCGAUCGUUAAUUCGUAUUUUCGAGUCAUUCUCACGCAAACACUCGAUCUUACCUAUGCGACCGCCCCGGUAUUGCUGAUCUCAAUCGUGGAAAUCAACGUUGGCAUUAUGGUCGGUUGUAUGCCUGUCAUCCAGCCCGCCAUCAUUAACCGAGUCAUCAACUUUUUUAAUAUCGCUUUCAUCAGAUCUCUCCUUUCGCGCCUUUCGUUCAGCUCCAAGGCUUCCAGCCGCGAAGUUGUGGAGGGCUCUACGCAGGUUCCGAAAGCAAGCGACAAGCCUCAUCUCGAGACUCGGAUCCUGCACGGUGUUGAUGGAAACGGCAACUUCAUACGCAAUACCGCUGGUGACGGAAUGAACACCCAGCGUUCCUGGUUUAGACGCGCAAUGUUGGGCACAUGGACCACGCGACGGAAUAACAGCAACUAUAAUGACAUAGCAUCCGGUAUCGGCAGUACCCGGGCCACGAACAGUCACCAUUUUCCGACUUCGGACGAUAACAUCGUGGUGAUGACAAGCAUUUCGACAGAUGCUCGCAGCAGUCAAGAGCACGACCCCCACAGACAAUACUUGCAGCACGCCGAACGGGUCCGGAAUCUGGUGUGA